Messenger RNA from Symbiodinium natans, 2508 nucleotides. The record is from the annotation of a GenBank genome assembly. Lineage: Eukaryota; Dinophyceae; Suessiales; Symbiodiniaceae.
AUGGCCACUGCGUGUACUCGAUACUUCUCCAAGUACGUCAGGCCAGAGCUGAAGGCCUGCUUGCCGUGGAGGUCCAGUUCGCACCCUUCUGCCCGGCACUGUGAAAUUUGCCAUCUCGCGACCUUCAAAUGGCUGUGCUCGCUCUUGCUCUCUCACCGCUUCCCCGUCCUCUUCCGCUUCACUCCGCCGCGGCACAUCGCCACUGCACUCGGAGGAGAACGAGAAGCGUGCCGUUCUCUACAACUCAAUCCUGCAGGGCGCACUGGAGCCAGCGUCCUGGUGGCCUCUGAUGUUGUGAUCACUACUUUGUCGGUAAUCUUACUGGAAAGAUAUGCAAAGACAGCCUUCGACAUCACUCUCCUUGUCCUGGAGGACGACGGGGCUGUUCUCACUGCGUGCCUCGCAGCGGCCGCGAUGGCUCUGGCAGACGCCAGAGUGGAGAUGCGGGAUUUGGUUGCAGGCGCCACGAUCCACUUGCUUCCCGAGUCAGGACGCUAUAGGCAGUGGUUGGGGAAAGCAUUUUGGGUGGAUGGGAUCAAGAGGUCGGGCCGCUACUCCCGGGGCCUUUCGAGCAAAUGGUGCCUAGCCUCUGCUUCCCUUGCAACCGUAGAAGAUCGUAGAAGCGUCGAAACACUAAGUACUCUUGCAGACUUUUCUUCCUCGCCCGCGGCUCAAGCAUGUCGCCAACUGGACCGUCUCCACAUCAUGGUCGGAGUCCCAGAUGAACCUGUGGUAUCCUGUGGUACAACGAGCUAUGCCGCUACGCUCCCUUCUGCCAGGGCACUGGAGCUAAUGCGAAUUGGCUAUCAAUGUCUACCGGCCCUUGCCACACUCACAGGUGCCGGCGUCAGAAGCCUCUCCACCCGUGCGUUUGCUGCAUCGCCCGUGCGGAGUUCUCCGCUCCAGGCAAGCACGUACGUGGCGCCUCCGCGACAACUGUCCUUCUGCAAGGGCCUGCCCUGCUUCCAGCAGACCAGCGCGCGCACUGCGAGCGCUCUGGCGGCCGUAGGCGAGUCUCAGGCGGCAGGCUUCGGAAUUGCUGCCUCGCACCCGGUUCGUGUGCUUGCUAAAAUUCCACUUGGCUGUCCGAAGUGCAAAGGCCCUCUCCUCCUUUUUCAACGGAUCCUUUCCGGCAUGCCAGCGCCUCCCAAAGGCAGAAGCAAGCAGUCGAAUGGCAUCGAGUCAUCGUGGGUACAGCGUCUGAAUGUGUUGCAGGGAGAGCCUCUUGACCCCGUCCUCUUCAAUGGCUUGGUUUGUGCCCUGCCCCCAGAAUCAGCACCUAUCUUGAUCUGGCCCUUUGUAUUCACCGCGGGCGGCGCGUUGGGCGGCGUGCUGUUUGUCUUCGCGGCCCUCUUCAGCUUUGUUGCCAUUCCGAGAGCCGGGUUGGCCACCGCACAGGCAGUUUGGUCCUGCUCGGCCAUCAUCGUGUCUUUCGGGUGGGGUGCGAUUGGUCCAGCUGAAGUGGCGGCACCUGUGGCCGAUAUCACAGGCAGCAUCGCCGCUUUGGCUCUUCUCAUCGCAGGGGCGCUGGUCAUCGUCAAUUGCGAUGGCAUUGCCAAGGGCCUCUCUGGCGAGUCUGCUCGAGAAGCAUCCGCAUCAGGCAUGCCCACCUUGAGAUGGCCACAGCUGCUCCUGUGUCACGGUCUCACGCCUACCUCAUUCCACAGCCGUCGCAGGGGCUCAAACAUAAGCCCCCGCGUGCUUGGGCAUGCUCAAAUGCUGAAAGAGGUGGUGGUCUUCCAUGCCCUACUCAGAUUGGUGCUGGCAGAGCUGGUGAACCUGCAUGGUCCUGCGAGACCAGGUGUUCCACACCACUUCACUCCGGCGGAGCGCUGCUCGUUUCUGCGGCCUCCGCUUCUGCCCUUCUUCUGGGAUCAGCGAUGCAAGCUGAACAAGAAUAAACUCGGGUGCUGGGCCGACGGCGUGCACGCGCAGUGCCGCUUCUGUGGAGAGGAGCCCUAUACAGGCAUCCCCUGCCCCAUGAACGCCAUCGUGCCAAGCGCUGGGUCUGUGUGCAGAUUUGACAAUCCUCCGGUGACGCCGUUCUUCUGGGACUCCUCCUGCUACAUGGGCAUGAAGGGCUGCCUAGCAGACGGGAAGCACAUCGGAUGCAGGUUUUGUGGAGCAGGCAACUACUCUGACAUUGAGUGCCCGGCAAGCGUUUGCAGCUUCACAGAUGAGCCGUGGACGCCAUACUACUGGGAUGAUUUCUGCCAGUGGGGCAUGCUCGGAUGUAACGCUGAUGGUAUCCACAUCCAAUGCCGUUUCUGCGACAAGGUGCCCUUCCAGAGUGUUUCCUGUCCGGAAAAAGCACGACCCGCUUACCCUGACGGGAAGUGCUGGUUUCCUGUAAAACCUCCUGAAGGCCAAGGCCAUUUCUGGGACGAGACCUGCAAAUGGGGCCGCAAGGGAUGCUGGGCGGAUGGCGUGAAUCGCCAAUGCCGCUUCUGUGGCAGUCGACUUUACGCGGACAUUCCAUGCCCGAACGAGACUGAGAUCAUCCCUUGA